Messenger RNA from Owenia fusiformis, 2274 nucleotides. The record is from the annotation of a GenBank genome assembly. NCBI's taxonomy places the organism in Eukaryota, Metazoa, Annelida, Polychaeta, Sabellida, Oweniidae.
AGAGUAGUAGCCUGAAUACUUCCUAAACCACACACAAUAGUUUAUACAAUACAUCAGAUAUAUUUUUAUCAAAAGAAUAUACCUACCUCGCGGGAUAAAAGACCAAGAAAAGCAAUUAAACAAGGAAAAAAUUAUUUUUCGAUUUUUCAAUUUCUGCCAGCCGGAUUACGUUUGAUACUUCUAUCUCAUUGGCGGGCUGCAGAAGCUGAACUUUGACAAUGGAUCACGUCAGUAAAUUAUUCAAUAAAAAGGUUCUGAACUGGCUGAUUGCCUUCAGAGAUCCUAGGGAUAUCUUAGAGAAACACCCAAGCUUCUUGCUUUGUGAGGUUGCAUUCAUCACUUUUGCUCUUCUGACUCUACAACAUGCUUUGAAGCAUGGAGGCAGAUACAAGUAUCUUUGGAUAGGUACUGUACUACAUGGCUUAACAGUGGAGUCAUUAAGUUAUUUCAUCCCAGACAUUGACAACUUCUGGCAUGCUCAGUCUACUGUCAUGCUUCUUGGAAAAAGACUUCCCCUGCACAUCAUGUGUGUUUACCCAGCUUGGCUAUACACAGCUGCCAUAGCUGUCUCUAGACUGAAGCUGAAGUCCUGGGCUGAGCCCUUUGCAAUGGGCCUAUUGGUUGUGAUGAUAGAUCUGCCAUUUGAUAUCAUGGGAAUCAAACUCCUCUGGUGGACUUGGCAUGAUACAGACCCUAACAUAUAUGACAGACACUAUUGGGUUCCUUGGACGAGCUAUUACUUCCAUGCCACUUUUGCGAGUAGCUUUUGUUUCAUAUUCCAUGGAACACGAAGACUGUUCAGCAACACUAACAACAAGUGGGAGUCUGCCUCUUUCCCAGUGGAGUUGGUCUGUACACUAUUGCCUGGGAUAUUCUCCAUGCCCAUGGGCUGCCUGCAAUUUAUCCCACUUUACCACACCUUGCAUGACGUUUUCCACAUCCAUACUGAGGUCUGUGUUUUCAUUUUGCUGACUACGUACACACUCAUUGUGUGGAAGAGUGACAGGAAUCCCUCCCCGGAGGCAAGAUCUUCUAAAGGUAUCAAGAUAGAUGGCCUCGCUCUCCAUAUUGUCACGCACUACUGUAUUUACAUGUAUCUUGUUCUGUUCUCCCAACCUGAGAAGAAUGUUUCGAUAGGCUUACAUGAACCUUUAGGGAAGUGUGGUAUAAAGGAGCCUGUGCAGACUGUCUCUGGAAUGGUGCUGAGUAAAGAUAAGUACCUGUGCAAGGAAAACUAUGAUGAAGGUUACUAUGACUUCCAUUGUCUUCCUGGGGGUAAACCCCCCAAAGAUGGUCUGGACUGGUACACUGUAUGUGGGACUCCCUUCCCAAACCACAUGGAAUACAUCUGUGUCAUCUUUUUUGCAUGUGCACUGGGAUUAACAGUAUUCUAUCACAUUUUCUUUUGCUCAUCUGCCCCAGAGAAGCCUGUGUCAAAUGGAAAAUCGAAAAAGAUAAAAUCAAACUGACAUUAAAUAUGUUUUGGUCAUUUUAAUUAAAGAAAACUGAAUGUGUUGCACAAUGUGAGGUUUUUAUUAACGUCUUCAAUACAUAUUUUCAAUCUAUAUAUAAAUCUAGAGGGUGUCAUUUUUAUUCAGUUGUUUAUUCAAAAAUUUAAUUAUAUGUGUGUAAGUUUAUUGAUGUCUUGCCAAAUAUACAGGGUUGCUUAUAAUAAUAUGUAUGUCCGAUUAUGCAAGAGUGGUUAUAAUCUAACUUACUCUAAAUUUGAAGUUUCAACUUUCAGAAAUCAGAGCUAAUUGAUUUAUAGGGUGACCCAAAAAUGUAACCAAUGAAUAAAUAUUCGAAAUACCCAUGUUUCACUUUGAUCCUAUGACUGUGAUUCACACUAUGAGAACUACACGUACAUUGUACCUAAAAUUUGGCACAAGAUAAAUCAAUAGGAUCCAAGCAUUAUUGACAAACUUUUUUUUGGGUCACCCUGUAAAUGCUUUGACGUAGUCUUACAUUUGUGUCUGAUCCUCCACAUACUAUCAACCUCACUAUGAUUUCCCCAUCAGGGAAAGGAAAGGAGGGGUGGAGGGGGUACAUAAAUUGAUGUUGUGGUAUAUAUUGUAUAUUUAGUUUACAUUGUAAUUAUGGCAGUGGCAUGAUUAGCCAAAUCCGUUAGAUACAUGUAUGUAUGUUUUUAUAUUUAUACAAUUUGUAAUUCAGACAUUGCUAAUGUAACAUUUUUAUACAUUCAAUGUAUGGGAUGUAAUUCUAUUUGUAUGAUUUUCAAAUGAAUUUUGGAAUAAAAUCAAUUGAAUAUAAGAA